AUGUCAACGAUACAGCGGAUCUGCAUUUUUCUAUCCCUCUUUUUCGCCACCCCAUCAUUGUCUCUGACCACCGCAGACGGCGGCAGAACCACUCCUCUGACGGCCUACGAUGUUCUACAGUCGUACGACUUCCCGGUUGGCAUCCUUCCUAAGGGCGUGACCCACUAUGAAAUCAACACAGCCACCGAAAAAUUCAGUGCGUAUUUCGAUGGUUCGUGCAGUUUCUCCUUGGAAGGUUCUUAUCAAUUGAAGUAUAAGUCGAAAAUCAACGGGGUACAUCUCCAAAGACAAGUUGACCAGACUUUCUGGUGUCACUGUCAAAGUCCUUUUCCUUUGGCUUAA
Fraxinus pennsylvanica is the source of this 342-nucleotide messenger RNA. NCBI's taxonomy places the organism in Eukaryota, Viridiplantae, Streptophyta, Magnoliopsida, Lamiales, Oleaceae. The record is from the annotation of a GenBank genome assembly.